Messenger RNA from Hirsutella rhossiliensis, 2076 nucleotides. RefSeq names its product retrovirus polyprotein. Lineage: Eukaryota; Fungi; Ascomycota; Sordariomycetes; Hypocreales; Ophiocordycipitaceae. The coding region runs from base 1 to 2076 and encodes 691 amino acids. The transcript has 6 exons. The record is from RefSeq and is a predicted model, not a curated record.
AUGAUCCAAGCCCUUGAGUCCGCCUAUGGCAAUCCGAAUGAGCUUUCCGAGGCUCUUGACCGCCUGCAACGCCUCCAGUUUACCGUGAAUUGGAAGACCGACAUUGUGGACUUUCUUGCGGAAUUUGACUACUUAACUGCGACCGGUCGUGUGCCCGAGGACCAGAUGAAGCAUACCCUGUGGCAGCACAUCCCGGCCAACCUAGAUAACAGCCUCUUGACCAAGACCCGCGACGAGUCCGUGACCUACGAGGUUUUCUCCCAACCUUCGCCCAGUCCGCCGCCCAAAGACUCGGAGCCCAGAUUAAGGAGCUCCCGAGUCGGAUUCCUCCAAGACUUCCGUGGAAAGCCAGCCGGCUAUAUCCAGAAACAGCUGGUCGCCACUUUCGUCAUCGAUGGCCGUUCGUUCGCAAACGAGACAUUUGAUAUAGCUGAGUGUGGCCAUGAUAUCUUUAUCGGUCUUUUCUGGAUGCGGGAGAAGCGCCUCCUGCUUGACUGCGCCGCCCGACAGAUCAUCUGGCCAGAUGAUCUUCCUGCCCUCGCCAAGUUCUCCCCGACGAUCCAGCUCUCUCGUCAAGCCCCGCUCUCGGGUCGGAUCGACCCUAAGAUCCAGGCCGACGCUGAGAGGCGGAACCGCCUGCUCGAGAAAGAGGAGAAACGCUACCGGAUCCUCCACAAGAACUGGGGCCGCUCUGAUCAAACUCCUCCGGCCUCUGUCCCGACCCCGUUACCGACUCCGUCUCCGUCGUUUCAGUCCAAGUCUCCGUCUGCCAAGAAGUCUGUCCGUUUUCAGCUCACGACCGCCCCUGCUACCGACUUCGUCUCCGUCGCCUCGAUCCAAGCCUCCGAAGAUCAAGCCCUGAUUAACGCCCUGUCGUCUACCGCCCCAGCUCACCCAUCUAGAGGAUUCUUCUCGAAGAAAGAGGCCCACACCCUACCUUCGAGCCGACCCGGUCACGAUGUAGUCCUAGAGCUUGAGAAGCCUCUUUCGCCGACAGGACCCCCAUCGUACCGCACGCCCGUUAAGUAUCUGCCUCUAGAGAAAGAGACUGUCGAUCACCUCCGGGAGAUAGACUUCAUCGAGCCCGAUCCGAGUCCGCACGCCGCUUCUGUCCUCUUCGCUCCGAAACCGAACACGACCGCCCGCCGCUUCUGCAUCGACUACCGUUGGAUGAACGAUCAUCUUAAAAGUCGCAUCACGCCCGCUCCGUCCCUCGAAGGUACUGUUGGUUGCCGUGAAGCUCAACGCUUCACGAAGAUCGAUGUGAUCCAGGCCUUCCACCGUCUCCUCCUCCCGUUCGGUCUGAAGGUAGGUCCCGCCUGGUUCCAGCAGUUUAUCAACGCGCAGCUUCACGAUCUCCUCGACCGAUUUAACGUGACCAAGGUUGACUACCUCGGCGUUCUGCUUGAAGCCGGUGUGGGCCUUAGUGUCGACCCUCGGAAAGUUCGAUCGAUACAAGACUGGAAGUUUGAGGACCUCCGAGACCGCACCGCGAUCCGAUCAUUCGUUGGCCUAUGCAACUUCAUCCGUGUUUUCUGCUACCACGCCUCUGGAGUGGCAGAACCCUUGAACCGGUUGCUUAAGAAGGAUGUUGCCUUUGUGAUGGGCCCGGAGCAACGCGAAGCAUUUGAUCAACUCAAGCGCCUGGCUAUCGAAGCCCCGGUCCUCGCCUUCUUUAGACCAGAACUGCCGACCCGACUGGAGACCGAUGCCUCCCGGAAUGCCACAGCUGGUGUUCUAUGGCAGGAACAGCCUGAUCAGACCUGGAAGCCCGUUGGAUUCUUCUCUAAGACCAUGACCCCGGCCGAGCGAGCCUACCCAAUCCAAGAUCGAGAGCCUCGCCGUCGUACAGAAUGGUCCGACUUUCUCGCCCAGUUCGACAUCCGUUUCCUCUACCGCCCCGGUCGACUGAACGUAGUCGCCGAUGCCCUCUCCAGGAAGACAGCGGAGCUCCCUACCGUAAAGGCCCGGGAAGCCGAGGAACGCACGGUGACCCUGAUCCCUCCGGAAAGGCUAGGCUUCGCGACCGACUCUCUAGACCCUACGGCCGCCGGCAACCUGCCCUCAGAACUUUAG